AGUGUUGCACGGUUCCGCUAACGGCCCAAGUGCUGCCGAAGUCCUUGUGUAGAGCUCAUGAGACAGGCAGGGGAUUGUAGAACUGAAGGAAAAGGGUGAGGAGGAGGAGGAGGUUAGCAGGGAGUGAGUGAUUGCACAAUGACGGGUGGUGAAGACGAAGGAAUAGAGAAAGAAGCUUGUGUGGGUAGCUUGUGUUUUGUGCAGCCCCAUCCCCUGUACUUGCCUCCUCCGUUCUAUGGAAAGCUUAUAGGCCAGGAAUACAGAUGGAAAAUAGGAGCUAAAUUGAGUACGGGACCUGGGUUGCAAUUGAAAUUGCAAAGAGCAAUCACAUUGCCUAAUUUCUUGGGCUUAGACAAGGACGCCAGGUGGCGAUGGCAGCACAUUCCGUUAUCUAUUAAAAGUGGUGUCAAAGUGGACACUCGAUUAGACCGUCAAGAAUCAGCAGGCGAUAAUUCUUUAAAAAGCUCUGGCAUCAAAACAAUCCGCUUACUUCCCCACUUCUGCAUCAAAUCUAAGAGUUCAAUUUUUGGAACUUUAGCCUUGCGUCCAAUUGUGGAGGUUGUACCUGCCCCUACUUUAACCGUGCAACGUCGUUUCUCUGUUGGUGCAACAACACUUACUCUGCGUGUGAACUUUGAGGUGCCAUUGAAGAAAGGGCCUUCUUGGAGUGUGCAAUUCAACUGGCUUAAAGAUGCGACAAAGCUGGUGGUGGAGCCUGUGAAGGGUGGAUUUGACAUCCAUUAUUCUAAGACACUUAGGCUUUCUGAAGGCUCUAAAGCUGUAGCAGCAGGCUCAGCAAGAGCGCCACUAGAUUUUCUUUCGGGUGAGUUUUCUAGCAGAAAGAAUAGCCUACCUCUCCAAUUCAGGUCAAGUUACCUGAAGAUAUCACAGAUAUUUGGUACACGGGCUCUGCGGGACACUCCUAAAUCUGCUUUUGUGUAUCGAGAAGCUGCUAAGAGUAUUGGAGAAGAGGACAUCAUCAGUGUUGUGCCUGGCCAUUGGAUCGACUGUUCAUCAGAACCAGGAGCUCAUGGAGAGCGCGAGUUCAAUAUGGACGUAGCUAAUGUCCUAGAAAAGGAGUUACGUAAGAAUGGAUGGGAGGUUCUACGGCCCGAUCGUGAUGCCCCUCAAAUGCAAUGGGAAGAGUAUCUCAAUUGGGUCUCAAAACAGAGUUCGAAGGGCAUCCCCGUGCUGGAGAUACAUGGACAGGGUUCGAAUGCUGACUACAGAGGGCACGUUCUUGGAGUAAUUGGUGACUACAAUGUGCCUCUCAGUAAGGAACUUGCACAGACCUUUGGUGAGUUCCAGAUGGAUUGGCGAGAGCUUGGGGUUCCCCGUCGUGGUGGGGUCAUCGUAGAAAGCUUUAAUGCUGAUGAGGUGGUGCAAAUGAAGCCAUGGCAACGCACCUGGGCUGCCAGAAGGCUAUCAAAUCAAAUUGUAUCUGCAAUAGAACGAGCAAGUGCUCCCAACCGUAAGCGACGUGGGCUUGUGGUAGACUUGGACGCCUAUAAAGAUGCUUCAAUUGAGAGAUCUGCUGGAGCAAAUCGGUUGUAGUGCCAUGAUUUCAAGGAACAUUUCAAUUUUAGGACCAAGCAGAAGAUUUUUGUUCAAAAGAUAGCUAGCAAGAACAUGUAGAUAAGCAGCCCUUGAAGCUUUCAUCCCUCCUUGUACUUUGUGAAUCCAUGUUUUGAGAUUGUAGUCAUGGUAAAUGGGGAACCCAGCAUCCAUGUAGACACGGCUGGUCGUUCGUUUUACCCUCUAGACAUUUGAGAACGAGGAUCUCUACCCCAGUUUUAUUUCAAAACCAGGUAAAGAACAACCAAUCCUGUUCAGCUUUCAGAGCAGAAUUUUGACAGGUAAAGGUUUCACCCUGAGUGGGUUACAACUUCUGUACAUCAGACGCUGUUUUUCAAAAAGUUAAAAUCUAAAAUCCAAAUUCCUCUGCAGCA
Molecule: messenger RNA, 1949 nt
Organism: Physcomitrium patens
Lineage: Eukaryota; Viridiplantae; Streptophyta; Bryopsida; Funariales; Funariaceae
Source: RefSeq, a predicted model, not a curated record